AUGGCAGCCGUCAAGCAGCUGAGUGUGGGGAACCAGUCUGUCGAGUCCAAAAACCCCGUGGAUUUGUACCGGUCUCUUUCCAAGAACCAGGUCAUGGAACGCAAAAGACAUGCAACGGCCUCGAUGGAUAUGAGGACGAUUGCGAAGUUCUUGUGCCAGAUGAAGGUCACGAAGCCAGAGGUGCUGCGUGCGACACCAGAAUACAGAGCUCUGCAAGGAUGCGGCCGGUCCCUUCGAGGGAAUCCCGACCCUAUGAGGCUCUUCAAACUUAGCCAGGAGGUCGAUGUGAUCGAUGAAUUCUGGUCACAUAGCUGGCACGGCGAAAGCUGGAAGAAAAUCUUGCUUCUACUCGUCUUGAAGAAUGGCAAGGCUGCCAUGGCUGUGGGAACUCUUGGCGCUGGCUUGGCAAUGUUUCUCUUCAUGGCCGGAAUUCUCCCUGGCAAGUACAAUGCUGGACGUGACUACGAUGCCUUGAACUCCUGCUGGUGCGUAUGGACCGGCAUCCUCUUGGCCUCCGUGACGCUUGUGUUCUGGAAGACGCGGAAGAUGGUGUUUCUGGACCGGGUGUGUGUGAACCAGGUAGACGAGGACGAGAAAUGUGAGGCAGUCCUUAGCAUCGGCGCUCUGCUGAAGUCGAGCCAGGCAAUGCUGGUGCUGUGGGACACCACGUAUGUGGAGAGGCUGUGGUGUGUCUUUGAACUGGCUGCGUACAUCAAGAGCCAUGGCGACAGCGAGAACAGGCAGCCAACGAUUCGACCGACUUUGCUGGGUCCAUGCACAUGUAGCGUGGCUGUGGGCACGGCAAUGUUCAUGCUGGUUGCUCUGAUGGCCCCUUUCGACAACCCGCUUUUGGGGGUGUCGCUGCUGCUCGGUGUCAGCAGCGUCGGCUUUUUCGCCGCUGCGGCUGGCUUCAGAGGAUUCUAUCGAGCUAUUGAGACAACAAAGGAGCAGAUGAUGAACUUUAGUGUUCAAGGUGCAAAGUGCGCGUGCUGUGACAUUGGCCACACAGGCGAGGGCGCGCUGAUGCUCUGCGACCGGCGGAUCGUGCUGUCAUGCAUCGACCAGUGGUACGGCAGCAUCGACGUCUUCGAGGCGUCUGUGCAGUCCGUGGUACGAGAAACAUUGGCCCGACAGUUGGGACAGGAUGUUUUCCCAUAUCUUUGGCUCGUGGGUGCCUCCGUUCCUGUGCUCUGGGGCAUGAUGGACAUCGUGGCCAUACGCGUAGCGGCUGGUGAUAGACAGGCCGCCAUGCAAUAUGCGAUCGUCGGCGUGGUGUGGUGGCUCUGUGUGUUUCCUUUGCUGUUCGCUGGCUGGUCGAAGUUGGCGUUUCUGCUUCGCCACAGGGGCCGCCGAGGAUAUGACAUCCUCAUGAACUUCCUGUGCUGUCUUGCAUGGCCGCCGUUGCUGGGGCUGGUGUAUGCCUUCCAGGAGGCCUGCACCCGCCUGCUGGACGAUGAGGUCCAUGCGGCCCUCGUCUUUGCUACGACGUGGAUCGCCCUGGUUCUGGUGACUCGCGUGUGUCUCCGCGGCCGCCCACUUGAGCCGCCGACAGCUCCGAACGAAUCGGCCAUGCCCGACGAGCCGGCUCCCGAGCCUGCUCCCGAGCCGGACAUCGCCGAGAAAGACGAAGAGGCCACCUGGGCCGAUCCGCAGCGCUAA
Molecule: messenger RNA, 1659 nt
Organism: Symbiodinium sp. CCMP2592
Lineage: Eukaryota; Dinophyceae; Suessiales; Symbiodiniaceae
Source: the annotation of a GenBank genome assembly